This is a messenger RNA of Leguminivora glycinivorella, 581 nucleotides long. RefSeq lists its product as uncharacterized. The record is from RefSeq and is a predicted model, not a curated record. The transcript has 3 exons. Lineage: Eukaryota; Metazoa; Arthropoda; Insecta; Lepidoptera; Tortricidae. The coding region runs from base 142 to 558 and encodes 138 amino acids.
AGCUAAAGUUGCAUGUGACAGAGACCAAGUGCUCAUUUCGACCAUGCAAGGACAGUAGCACCCCCAAUCGUCCAGAAUAUAAGGCAAAACACACGAGAAUCAAUCACAAGGAAGCAUACACACAAGAACAAGUAGAGUUGCAUGUCAGGGAGUAUAACUCAACCUCGGCCAUGCAAGAACACUACUGCACUCGCGUUGAUACUUAAUAGGAUAUUGGCUUCGUGCGAAGUGCAUGGAGGGGUGGUCCAACACAACAUGAAUAUAAGUAUCGAUUCCGACGCCGCUUCGGCAGCGCGCAAACUAUACAACUGCAAUGUUGACAUCAUUCAGCACAUAGAUAUCUACGGAAAGCAACACUCGUACUCCGAUCGAAGAUUCGAAAUGACUCCAGUCUCCAUCUCCAGUUCUCCAAAAUUCGUUCCCGCCGAGAAUUUGAAGAAACUGCCUCGUCUCACCGUGAUUACCAAGACAAGUAGCUAUCAACCAGGGCAGGGGUUACUGGCGAAGAGGAGGACGGUUCCUGGGAAAAAUGUGUCGUCCAAAUUACCAAGGAUGUAAUUGUUGGUUGUAACUGAGUAAAA